AUUCCCGUCCGCAGCUCAAGACGCCAUCUUGCGCUGGAUGCAGCGUGUUCCGGUGCCCUGCCCCAUAUUACCAGGCGCGUAGAUAGAACGCACCCCAGCGGCUAGUUCUGAUGCUCCACCAUGGAGACGAUCCCCGACGCCACCGAACAGGACGUGCGAAGCAUGCCAGAUGUACUCUUCACCUUGUGCAAGUGGGCGGUCGACCACGCCGAGGUGAGAGCUUACUGCCGGAAAUUGGCCAUUCUGUUCGUGGCGGACGGCAAAGCAGUGGCAGCUAUGGCGAGUCCAGAAUAUCUUGCCGCAUGCAAAGCAUUACCAAGGUGCAGGACAGACCACGGCAUGAGCACAGCGGCCAUCGGCCUCCUGAAGGAGUUCUGGGCGACGUGGGAUCAUAGCGCCCCGUUCGAGAGCGCGGGCAGCAACGAGAAGGGCUUCGUGGUCAAGAUGCCCCCGCACCUCGCCUCCAGCAGCGCCGACGCCGCCGCGGCUGCAGGUGCGCCCGUGCCGGCGGGUGCCCAGGUCGGUCCUGCCGGCAACGACGCCGUGGCCACGAGCGGCACGAGAGGCGGCCCGCGGGCGCCGCCGCCCGCGCGGGCCGCGGCGGGGCCGCCCGAGGAGGAUGGUCGGCGGCGUGCGGCUGAAGAGGCGCGCCGCAAGGAGAGGGAGGAGGAGGAGGAGGAGGAGAGGCGGCGUCGGCGGCGCGAAGAAGAGGAGGCGCGCCGCAAGGUGCAGGAGGAGGCGGCGAGGCAGGAGGCGGCGAGGCACGCUGCGAGGACGCAGGAGGUACUCCUCGCCAAGCCUGCGAUCGCAGCCUCUGCUGCACAGGCAGCAACAGCCGCACCAGCCGCAGUACCAGCAGCAGCAGCACCAGCAGCAGCUCCAGCAGCAGCUCCAGCAGCAACCCCAGUGGCCGCUGCUCGCGAUGCUGCGGCCGCGGCAGCGACGGCGGCAGCCGCAGCAGAAGCAGCGGCCGCGGCUGCCGCUGCUCGGGUCGGAGUCCCAGCCACGGGAGGGUCCGCUCGACCAGUUGGGCGCGUGGCGGCCAAGAUGGCCGUGCGCACGGGAUUGAGGUGCGCCUGCUGCUUCAAGCUGACUUGCGGCAAAGCUGGACCCCCCGUCCCAGCGCCGGGGCCAACGCCGCCGCCAGCGAAGCCAGUGCAGGCGCCGCCGGCCAAGCCAGCGCAGGCGACCGUGCAGCGCCAGGAGAGGGAGAUGGUGCCGUUGGCAGAUUUGUUGCAGAUGCUGCAGAUGGACUCCGUGGACCCCUCCGCGGAGGUGCUGCUCUUCCACGGGCGGCAGCCAGAGGCGCGCAACGCCCAGCGGCUGCACGGCGUCUACAGGAAGGAGGAGGAGCCGCUCAAUGGGCGCCCAGUGUGGCAGAAGGUGGCCUCGGACAAGCCCACGAUCUUGUGCUACAGCGAAAAACUCGGCAUGUGGCGCGUCACGAUCUCCCGUGACGCAAAGGGUGAUUUCGCGCGCGUCAAGGGGUCCGCACCGAAGCCAUGGGAGCUGCAAGCGGCUUGGCGCGUCUUUGACACUGGCGAUGCCUACAAGGAGGACCCGAGCUUGCGCUUGCUGCUCCUCGACAGCGCGUCCCUGCCGGCACUGCAGCUGGAAGUGCCAAUCCAGCUGGGCCCUGCAGCCUCUUCCAGGAAGGGCGACGCAGCAACUCGCCCGCAACCUGGCCCUCCGCCCAGCCACGCAGCCGCCACCGGCGAAGGCAGCUCCUCCGCCGCUCCCCCGGGCGGCCCAGGGCCCGCCGGCACCGGCAACCGGAAGCGGCGCGCCGGUCCCGACGGCCCCGCGGCAGCCAGCGACGGCACCGGCGCGGCAGAGGAAGAGGCAUCCCCAGACCCCGCAGCCAAGCGGCCGCGCAGCGAAUUGGCAUCGAUGGCCAGCCUUGCCAAGGUUCAGAAAGACAACUGAUUAUCCGGUGGGGAGGCUGGGGUUGGGAGAGAUGAUCAGAUCGUCCGUGUAAUCGCGCAUGUUGAGCGUGCUCAUUACACAGUCAUGCCUCGUACCUUCCCAACCCCAUCUUCCCGACUCGGGAACUGUCUUUCUGGAAGGUUGACCCUGCCAUCGCGCAUGUGUUACCUGAAGAUACACCUGCCGAUCACGUGUCUCACAGUAGGGUCCGCUUCGAUUUCAGAUCCAGCACGGCUCGGUACACCGGGAUACACGACGGUGUCCGGAUCUCGUUCCAGGUCGGCUUCAACCAGACGGGCUGCCAAGAGGC
Molecule: messenger RNA, 2236 nt
Organism: Prorocentrum cordatum
Lineage: Eukaryota; Dinophyceae; Prorocentrales; Prorocentraceae
Source: the annotation of a GenBank genome assembly